Molecule: messenger RNA, 1201 nt
Organism: Schistosoma bovis
Lineage: Eukaryota; Metazoa; Platyhelminthes; Trematoda; Strigeidida; Schistosomatidae
Source: the annotation of a GenBank genome assembly
AUGGUGCUUAAAGAUUCUAAAGGAAUCUCAACAGUAUUUCCUACAACUACUACUACUACUACCACUACUACUACUACUACUACUACCACUACUACUACUACUACUACUACUACUACCACUACUACUACUACUACUACUACUACCACUACUACUACUACUACUACUACUACCACUACUACUACUACUACUACUACUACCACUACUACUACUACUACUACUACCACUACUACUACUACCACUACUACUACUACUACUACUACUACUACUACCACUACUACUACUACUACUACUACUACCACUACUACUACUACUACUACUACUACUACUACUACCACUACUACUACUACUACCACUACUACUACUACUACCACUACUACUACUACUACUACUACUACUACUACCACUACUACUACUACUACUACUACCACUACUACUACUACUACUACUACUACUACUACUACUACUACCACUACUACUACUACUACUACUACUACUACUACUACCACUACUACUACUACUACCACUACUACUACUACCACUACUACUACUACUACUACUACUACUACCACUACUACUACUACUACUACUACCACUACUACUACUACUACUACUACUACUACUACUACUACUACUACUACUACUACUACUACUAGUAGUAGUAGUAGUAGUAGUAGUAGUAGUGGUAGUAGUAGUAGUAGUAGUAGUAGUAGUAGUAUUUGUAGGUUUACUAAGACUAAGUUAAGUGUUUUACUUACACUGAGAUUUGUCAGAUUUUGUGACUCAACUGACGCUAAUGAUCAAAUAACUCAGAAUGGAUACAAUCAAUUCAACAUUCUUUGUCCGCGAUGUUCCAGUAUUGUUCUUCGCAAGAAUACAGCAAAGCUAGCCAACAAACAAGUGACGACUAACCCCAAUCAAUUUGACCUGAUCACUUUACUUGUCCGUGCAAAAACAUGUGUAUACUACACAAAAUAAAUCAAUGGUAAAUGGUUCCGCAAUGUAAUUGAGGUGAAAUAUUUGCUAAACGAUUUGAUUUUCAACUUGGGUCAUAUAAUUUUUCUAAGCGUUUGGUUACUUUCUAUGUAUACAUAUAGAUGAUAUUAUGUAUGCGUUUCAUAUACGCUCAUGUAUAGAGACUCGUGUGUUGCACUGAAGCUUUUAAUAUUUGCUAACCAGCUACUCCCAGAACAUAAAAUGGUGG